AUGAAGCGCGUAGGGACUCUUCGCCUGCUCUCAGACCUCAGUGACUUCAGCAGUGCAGCCCGCCUCCGAGAGUUGCUGGCCGAGGACCCGCCUGUCCGAGUCCGCUGCAGCCCGGACGGCCGUCACCUGCUGCUGCUACGACCCCCGGGGGCGCCGGCCCCGCAGCUGCUGGUUGCAGUGCGUGGGCCUGGCGAGGAGUUAGAGCGUGCCUGGCCGGCUGGCCACCCCCAACCACUGGACGCCUUCUUCCUAUCGUGGCCUGCGCGGCCGGUGCUUGUCCUGGUCUGGGAGAGUGGCUUGACUGAGGUGUGGGGCGAGGGGGUGGGGCCUGGCUGGAGGCUGCUGCAGAGCACCGAGCUGUGUCUGAGCGGUGGAGCCCGUGUGGUGGCCGUGGCAGCGCCCCGAGGCCACCUGGUGUGGUGUGAGGAGUGUCAGGUGGGAGCUUUGGGGCAGUCCACAGCCUCCUUCAGCCACCGCGUGUGUGUCCGGACUCUGGAGCCUAGCGGGGAGGCAAUCCCUACGCUGGGCCGCACACACAUCAUGCUGCACCACUGCCCCCCUUUGGGGUUGCUGGCCUCAGGCAGGGACCUCUUCCUGGUACCCACUGCCACCACCUUUCCUGGGGUGGCCCACAUUCUGCUCAUCUGGACCCCAGGCAAGGGCAAGGUGAUGGUGUCUGCCCCAUAUCUUGGCCUCACCUACAGUAAGAGCCUGAAUCCUGGACGAAGGGAUACAUGGGACUUCCGGAUCCUACUCCGAGGCCUUCCUGGACUGCUGUCUGCCAGGCAGCCAUUGGCUGUUCAUACAUGGACUGCAACCCCUCGGGGCCUGUUGUUACUUGAUUUCAGGGGCACUGUGAGCCUGGUGCCUUCCCAUGGAAGUACACGACCUGUGGGAACCCUGCUUGAGGCACCGGUAGGUCCUCAGGGGUCUGCAUCCCUGGGAACUUUUCAAGGUACUCUGGCCUGUGUGCUGGGCUCCACUUUGGAACUUCUAGACAUGGGCAGUGGGCAACUGCUUGAGAGGAAGGUGCUGAGUACAGACCGAGUGCAUCUCCUGGAGCCCUUAGCCACUGGCCUGAAGGAUGAGAAAGAGCUGGAGUCCCGGGGGAGUCUUCGUUUGCUUUCAGCCAUGGGUCUUUUUCUGGUGGGCUGGGAAGCCCCACAGGGUCUUGUGCUGCCUUCAGUGGAAGACUUGGUGUUUGAGGAGGCUUGUGCGUACUACCAGCGGCGGAGCCUGAGGGGUGCUCAGCUCACUCCAGAGGAAUUGAGACAUAACAGCACCUUCCGGGCUCCUCAGAUCCUGGCUUCCGUCCUCCAGGGCCACUUGCCCCCAUCUUCACUGUUGACCUCACUGAGGACUGAGCUUCGGAACUACCGGGGCUUAGAACAGCUCAAGGCCCAGCUGGUGGCUGGAGAUGAUGAAGAGGCUAGUUGCUCUGAGUUGGCAGAACAGGAGGUGGCACGCCUGCUGAAGACCGAGUUGAUGGGAGACCAGCUGGCCCAGCUUAACACCCUUUUCCAAGCCCUUCCUGUAGCUGCCUGGGGAGCCAUCCACAGGGCCCUGAAGCUCCAACCAGACAGGGAUGGCAGGCUGAGGUCCCAAGCUUCCCCUGAUGUGUGGAAGAAGGUGCUGGGGGGUACAGCAGCUGGAAAGCAGCCCCCCAAUGGGGUACUGCCCCCCUUUGAACUCUUGUGCCAGUGCCUAUGCAAGCUGCAACCACAAUGGUUGCCACCCUUUGUGGAGCUAGCACAACAGCAGGGCGGGCCAGGCUGGGGAGCCGGGGACCCAGGGCUGCCCCUGUAUCGCCGAGCCCUGGCAGUACUAGGUGAGGAGGGGGCCAGACCUGAGGCACUGGAACUGGAGCUACUCUUGGGCAGUGGACGGCCCAAGGCCGUACUCCAGGCUGUAAGGCAGCUGGUGCAAAAGGAGCAGUGGGAACGGGCUCUGCAGGCUGGCUUGGCCCUUGGCCCCUCCAGCCCCCUGCUUCAAAGUGAGAUCUUCAAACUGCUGCUGGCUGAGUUUGCCCGACACCGCCGGCUUGAUACCCACUUCCCCCUCCUUUGCCGCCUGUGCCCACCAGACCUGGCUCCAGCUGAGCUCCUGCUUCUACUGCAGACACACCUGCCAGAUGAAGCAGGUCCCCCAACUCCAUUCCCUGCACCUGGGGCAGAGCCCACUCUCACUGUGGGCUUUCUCAGAACCCUGCUGAUGCAGACUGGGGCUCAAGGACAGCCCUCAGGCCCAGUUCUAAGCCCAUAUGAGGACAUUCUGUGGGACCCAGGUACUCCACCUCCCACUCCACCUCGGGGACCUAUGACCACCCUCCAGGUACCAGACCACCCAGGCCUGGAGGCCUGGGGAUCAUCUGGACAGGUUUGUGUGACUGACACAAGCUGA
Chrysochloris asiatica (Cape golden mole) is the source of this 2400-nucleotide messenger RNA. RefSeq names its product Hermansky-Pudlak syndrome 6 (gene HPS6). Gene Ontology annotation, biological process: organelle organization; lysosome localization; melanocyte differentiation. The record is from RefSeq and is a predicted model, not a curated record. NCBI's taxonomy places the organism in Eukaryota, Metazoa, Chordata, Mammalia, Afrosoricida, Chrysochloridae. Gene Ontology annotation, cellular component: BLOC-2 complex; lysosomal membrane.